AUGGUGAGCAGUGGAGACGACAUCCCCCAGAUGUUACAUCGCUUAAAGCUACAGUUUGCGAUAAAUCUGAGAGUCGCAGUCGCCUAUGCAUCCUCCAUCAGCUCCUUCAGAUCUCGCCAUCAACACUGGGAUAUUACCCACGUCAUCAUCAUCGUCAUGAGGGCAUCAAUCGCCAUCGCAUCGCUACUCGCGACUGUGGCUUGCGUUUCAGCUACCAGCAACUCCCGACCAGUGCUGGCCUUCACCUCGGCAGGAGCUUCAUCGCUUCAACUCGAGCUGCCUACGGAUUCGAGCCUGACGGGCUUCAUCGACUCGCUGUUCGCCGACAAGAAAGCUUCACCAGCCUGUAAGCUGGAUGCAAUUGCUCUAGUGGAGGCUGAAAACUUGGAUAGGGACACUUUUGCCAGUCUCCGACACUCCUCAACCGACUCGCUGAGGGCAAGGUCGUUGGACGCUCCCUCUCAAAUCACUUUCGACGUUGCACCGGUUCCGGAUGCCUUCAAUGAUCUCGCGAGCCGAUUUGCGAAGGCCUGCGCUUACGGACGCGCUAUGUUUACGACAUGGACCCUUAACGGGACUUUCGAGGCCUUGCCUUCCACCAAGGACCCGCACUAUGUUCUCAUCCGCGCAGGCGACCUUCGUCAAAAUGAAAACCAGCUCUUGCGCACCCUAGAGUCGCUUGACGAAGACAGCCCAAGAAACCUCGUCAUCAUCGCGCCUGCCGCUCAAUUUCGCCAACACGGAAAGCGUCAGUACGUUGUUGCUGCGCCCUCAGCAUCCAAUGGCAACUGGGUGGAGCCCGAGGGCGGCAUCUUUGCACGAUACCAGCUCUUCUCUACGCCCCUCAUCCUGACGCUGCUUCUCAUGGGCGGCUUGAUGCUCCCGAUCGUCUACUUCGCCGUCUCGCAGCUGGCUCAGGUGCAGACUCCCGAUCAGAUGGGUGUACGCAAAGAUCCCAUCUCUGGCGACAAGAAGACGCAGUAG
Pseudozyma hubeiensis SY62 is the source of this 984-nucleotide messenger RNA. RefSeq lists its product as hypothetical. The transcript has 4 exons. The record is from RefSeq and is a predicted model, not a curated record. NCBI's taxonomy places the organism in Eukaryota, Fungi, Basidiomycota, Ustilaginomycetes, Ustilaginales, Ustilaginaceae. The coding region runs from base 1 to 984 and encodes 327 amino acids.